CUGUGUUUGCGUUAACGCUGAACUGCACUGGUACUUCAGGUGGCGAUAUAAACUUGUCGCGGGAGAGAGAGCUGUAAAGGAUGUGUAGCUCGCACUCAGAGGGUUCGACGAAUUAUGAACGAGUCAAAGCAGCAUCACGUUCGGACUAAAGAGUACAAAGGAAAAGGGUCAACAGCAUGAUGGACGUUCACUCAUUUUCACAAACUCCUCUCCUCUUCCUGACAUUCCUCCAGCAAAGGCCUUGUCUGAACAGUGAGCUACAGAGGGAGCUAGAGAAUCUGCACUGUGAAGUGAAACUCAGUGCAGCUCUGAGUGGAUUAAAUGACCACAUAGCGUAUCCCCAGUACCAUGGCUUUGACUCCGACAUUGAAUGUGAUGGCGAGCUGCAAACAGAUGGACACUCAUUUCACAGAGGUCUACUACAUGAUGUUCCUCAAGUUGAUCUUGUAUUACCAGUACCUGUCGAAGAAGCGAAUGCAGUAAGGGAGGUGGCUGCUGAGCUCAUUAGAAUGGCAGAUGAAUUCAAUCACAGCAUUGUCUCUCAAGCCGCUGAGCAUCUGACCAAGAAACUUUGCAAUUCUUCUCCACAGUACUGGUGGACCUGCUUGUCUCAGGGUGUUGACAGCAUACUCAAGGACAUGCCUGGUGUGCACAAUGAGCGAAUGGUGAUGGCGCUCACCUUCUCCCUGGUGAAGGCAGUCUGUGAACGUGCACCUCGUCUGCUUCGUGAGCUCUGGAACACCUUCACUAGACCUCAGUGACUCAUUUCUUUUACACGAUGUGACUUACAUUCUCAGGUUACCGUUGUUUGUUUGUUUUUGUUUUCAACUCUGAUAAAUGUGUACUUUUUCUUACUAGUAGUAGUUCAUGUGUACUGUUUCUUAGUAGAUAAACAGUACCUGAUUGUUGUUUUUUGUUUGUUUUGUCAGUCUGAACCUUUUUGGAUGUUUCAAUGUGUUAUUGUUGUGGAAGUAAACACAAAAAUGGAUGAA
Messenger RNA from Pangasianodon hypophthalmus (striped catfish), 992 nucleotides. RefSeq names its product BH3 interacting domain death agonist (gene bida). The transcript is spliced from 5 exons. Gene Ontology annotation, biological process: positive regulation of release of cytochrome c from mitochondria; positive regulation of extrinsic apoptotic signaling pathway; apoptotic mitochondrial changes. The coding region runs from base 177 to 761 and encodes 194 amino acids. NCBI's taxonomy places the organism in Eukaryota, Metazoa, Chordata, Actinopteri, Siluriformes, Pangasiidae. The record is from RefSeq and is a predicted model, not a curated record. Gene Ontology annotation, cellular component: mitochondrion; cytosol; cytoplasm.